This is a messenger RNA of Rattus norvegicus (Norway rat), 467 nucleotides long. It is a transcript of the gene Defb20, whose product is annotated as defensin beta 20. The transcript has 2 exons. Bases 47 to 337 code for a protein of 96 amino acids. Gene Ontology annotation, biological process: innate immune response. NCBI's taxonomy places the organism in Eukaryota, Metazoa, Chordata, Mammalia, Rodentia, Muridae. Gene Ontology annotation, cellular component: extracellular region. The record is from RefSeq and is marked validated.
GUGGCACACCACAGGAUACCCUGCUGCCUCUGGAGGAUCUGUGAACAUGAAGCUGCCUCAGCUUCUCCUUAUUUUGCUGUUUGUGGUACUUGCAGACAGUGUGCAACCUAAACGCUGUUUCAGCAACGUAGCAGGCUACUGCAGGAAGCGAUGCAGACUAGUGGAGAUAUCGGAGAUGGGAUGCCUGCAUGGGAAAUACUGCUGUGUUAACGAGCUGGAGAACAAAAGGCACAAGAAAGACACCGUCGUCGAGCAGCCAAUGGAACCCAGAGAUAAGUCAAAAGUACAAGACUAUAUGGUCCUGCCCACCAUCACGUACUAUACCAUCACUAUCUGAAGGAACCACUUAUUCCUGAAGGCCGUUGUCCUCUGAAGCCCUGUGGAAUCCAGUGGGCUGCUUCCGACUUGUCUCUUUCUUUCUGUGAACUUGAUUCUGCACCCAAUAAAGUUCAACACUUUUGCCUGUA